GCUUUGACGACGUCCCCAAGAGACACCCCAGAGACCCCAAGAGGCCUCCGUAGCCGUGUUGGUUCGGGCCGCUCCCUCUACACAUUCCCCUCGCGAGCGCAGGUAAGUCCACCGAUUACCCUACCAGGCGCGAUGCCAGAGAUGCAGACCUCCUCCAUCUUCAGCAGCGUGAUCCCGAGAUCGGAGACCUCUGGGAAGGGCAAGCAGAACACCCCCAAGUCGCCGAUCAAGCGGGUGAUCGUGUUUCUGCCGGAUGCCCUUGGCGUCGGCGGUUGCGGUGACAAUUCAGAGCCCAUCGACAUCGGCAAGCCGACCGUCAUCGUCACCCUGUGACAUGGCGUGGUGGUCUUCCUCCUCCUCCGCCUCCUUCCUCCUCCCCCUCUUCCUCCCUGCUCCGUUUCAGCGGCCCAGCUGGCUUUCAGACCGCGGAGCCGCGGGCCCGCAAUCGAGGUUCCCGUGUUCCCGAGGCAUUUUCCAGGAGCUCGCUGCAGAGCUGCGGCGGACGCCCAAAUUUUUGACGAUACAGAUCGCGGGUGAGAUUUCUCCAGCGUGUCGUGAAUUAUCCUCGAGGUGCAGGAGGGGGGAGGGGG
This is a messenger RNA of Prorocentrum cordatum, 590 nucleotides long. The record is from the annotation of a GenBank genome assembly. NCBI's taxonomy places the organism in Eukaryota, Dinophyceae, Prorocentrales, Prorocentraceae.